Varroa destructor (honeybee mite) is the source of this 3511-nucleotide messenger RNA. RefSeq lists its product as uncharacterized. NCBI's taxonomy places the organism in Eukaryota, Metazoa, Arthropoda, Arachnida, Mesostigmata, Varroidae. Gene Ontology annotation, cellular component: microtubule minus-end. The record is from RefSeq and is a predicted model, not a curated record. Gene Ontology annotation, molecular function: microtubule minus-end binding; calmodulin binding. Gene Ontology annotation, biological process: negative regulation of microtubule depolymerization; cytoplasmic microtubule organization.
AUAUGUGUGAAUUAAUACGUGGAUUAUUAUCAUUUAGUGAGUGCCUAUUGGAUUAACACCGGUGUAAUAACCCCGCGGGCUAAGCAGAUCCGGCAGUGUAUAGAUUACAGGUGGCCCAAUAAUGUACCGCAUUGGUGAUUUGUUGGAGUACUAGGGUAUGAGCCUGAAAAGCUCUCCGAAAGGAUAAUGUGUAGCAAGUAUCUGUAGUGCUGAUGAGUGCGCUGUAAGACGGACUUCAGUAAAGAUGAGCUUUAUGAUAACGGCAUGCGUGCCAGCAACUACUCCGCGGAAUGCUCCGCGUUCACGAAAACCUCUCGUAGUUGAUCCAGAUGAUGGGGUCUACGAAGAAUGUGUACCAGGCUCGCAGCUUCAAAAGCAACCGCCUCCUUCAGAGCCUACCGAUGUGAACGAUUACGCUCAAACCGGAUGCCACCUUGGAUACAUUUUCAAGAGGACACUGCAGUCAUGUAUUGGACCAGCAUCCGAAAAUGACAAAAAGCUGAGCGGUGCAUAUACAAGCUACGAACGUCCGGAAGAAACUGAAUCUAUGAUUCUGGACAAUGCGCUCUUCGAGCCAAAAAAAGGAGGAUCCAAUUCAAUCGGGUCGAAUUCAAACUCGUCCAAGACAUCUGGUAUGACGUCUUUAUCAAGUGGACCUAGCUCCGGAGAAUCAGCUACCACUGGGCCUAUGGCGAAGUUUGCAAGAACAUCAAUGCAGAGGAACUCUCUUUCAAAAAAGAACUUGUCUUCGAGUCAGAAUCAACUACCGCCCUCUGGUAACCCAACGCUUGGCAACUAUGCCCUUAGACAAUCUUCGAGCCCUGAACUGGACGCUAUUGUUAAUUUGAUGAAUUCUGCACCUAGCUCACCAUCACAUAACUAUUUAUCGAUAAAUUCGGAUGACUAUGAGACCUCUGCUCCUCCGCAGCUUAAUUUAAAGCCAAGUUCUGCGGUUCAAAAACGUCAAAUGAUGCCCACUAAACCACCAGAAAGGAAUAUUUUGCUACCUCCAAGUGGCAAACUUUGGGGAAGGCCCAUUACUAUGGAUUGGAAGUCGUCGCUGCGAGAUCCGUUUCGCAAUAAGAAGAAAUUCGCAGGUCCUGCUCUGGAGAAGGUCUACGAGCUUCCAGAGAAAGAAGCUCUCUACGACAUUUCGCAGGAUCUCGUGCUCAGUGAUUUGGCUAGGGCAGCAAGGGAGAUUAGAGAAGUAAAAGAGUUGCGAAAAGACAAUAAAAUAAUAAGCGCUGACGAUACCUAUCCAUUAUCUGCGAACAAUCCUGUCGGUGUGAAAAAGACAAUAAACCAUUCAAUGGAUGUUAUGAGAAGACUAAAUAGUUUUUCGGUAACAGCGCGUGUUUCGCCAGAUGCGCAAAUCAAGUGCUCUUCUUUAAGUACCAUGAUCGAUCAGAGCUAUCUCGACAACGUAAUGUCCAGCCUGACACUGUCAGAUAGUUCUGGUUCGCAAAAGCCACUGCUUUCGCUUGGCUCGAACAAUGAACCGCUAUUGCAUCAACCGCAACAGCGAGCAGGCGAAAUCGACAUCCGCGAUGAUGGAAUCAUAUAUUCGAUCGAAAAGGUCCGCCAGAAGGGCAAGCGGCCGGUAGAGAUGAACCCUGUACCGUUGUGCGUACCUGGAAUGCAGGGCUUCGUACCCCCGUAUUGCCGUGUUAGCGCUGUGCGUGCAAGACGCGCUCUGAUUAAGCGACAUGGCUCCAGGACGUCGCGUGGCUCGAAAACGUACUCCGAUACCACCUGGGCAAGUUCCGAGGCCCGGAGAAAACGUCGACUCAAACCGGCCAGUUGUAAGGCUCAAGAUCAUUACUGCCGCGAUAUCAAAGUUACCCCGUGUGUGUCAACUCUACGAAAGAAAAAGUCUGACUUUGAAAAAGCGCGUAAACGCGCUAAUGUCGGAGCUAACAAAGGUCAACGCAAAAAAGCCUACGUUUUCAACUGGCUGUUAGUAAACCAAGGCGUGGUCGGAAACGCCACUGAGAAAGAACGCGCCCGCCGACUGGCUAAGGAAAGGAGCACCCUGUUAUGGCUUCUCGCGAAGGCGCAUAAGGGAAGGAUUCCUAUCGACCUACGCAGUCCGCAUUACAAAGAGUCAGAGAGUCAGUAUCGAUUGAAGCCUGACAUCGUCGACCUGCUCUCCUCCUGUAAGAUGUACUGUAUGGUGCUCCGAAAUCUCUAUGAGGAUUCCGCAUACUCCGAGCUAACCUUUGAUCAGAUAUUCACAAUGCUCGAGCGUAAAGGUAUAGAAAUAAAACCGCUCAAAGGUGGUACCAAGGUCACCCCGGCUACGCUCGAAGAGUGCAGUCCACUGAACAUGUCAGCGCAUUUGAACUUUUCGGACGGACUUAUGGAGCUAUUUAUUCGCGAAGUACUCAUUCCCAGUAAAGUAUUCCACGUGGUAGAACGAUUUACUCCUUCGGCAAACAAUGGCUUAACUGGUCCAGCUUCGGUUUCCUCGUUGACAAAACCAGGUCCACCGGCCGAUGCUGAAGACGCUGCUAUUCUCUGGAUUAACCGAAGUGCACAGGCACUUCGUGAAAAGGUGCACGCGGAACAUAAGGUUAUGCUGCCAAAGGUCGUACAUGUUCAGGAUUUGUCUGACCUCUCCGACGGUAGUGCGCUGGCCUCACUCAUCUCGUUGUACUGUCCCCAUCAGUUGCCGUUUCAGGACAUCACAUUUUCACCCUCGAUGUCGCUCAGCGACUCUUUGUCUAACCAGCAUCGGGUCAAGGACUUCUGCGAGCGACACUUGCCACAGGAUGUUCACUUGGUCUGCCUCGAAGAUAUGUUGUUUUUGCAUGCUGGUAUGCGAACAAACGUGUUGGCCUUCUUAGCAGAUCUGAUGUAUCUAUUCGAGAUUCGGCCUUUCAAAGCUGUUCAAGUACCGGGUGUCGCGCAGUACAUUAUUGUCAAGCGGGAAUCCCGGAAUACAGUCACCGAACUUUGAACUGACACAACCAUACGGUUUUAGGCUUUUUAAGUAACUCAGAUAUAUAAAUAAUCUACUCGUUUGACUGGAACGAGCAAAUUAAACAAGUUCCCAUUUCAUAAAUUACAAAGCAUCAAAUAGGGUAAACUGCCAGGGUAAUGUUCUGCUUGUAGACAAUCAUCCUAUUUUGUUUCAGUCAGACUGAACGACAAAUGCAUUUAGUUAAUUCACGUUGGCACCGGAGGGUACUCUCGGGGAGGGAUAAAUGUAAAGCGUAGCAUUGUAUGGAACGUUACCCAAUAAGUUUUAUUAAGGGUUUUAAGGAUUCAAUAUUUUUAUGGGCCAUCAAUCAUUCAAUGUCAUAAGGUACCAACAGUACUUUUGGGUUCAUCAGUCAUGGACAUUCAUUUUAUAUGAUUAGCUUAGAAUAGAGUGGCUGGAUGGGCGAUUCACCCCCCGUUUAUUCAUCUGGUUUGUACCCAAAAGCACCGCGUCCUAGACCCGAUCUAGAUCGUUGGUAGCGAUCCAAUUGCCAUAUAGCCACGUUGAAUUGUUACUAUGAUAUUAAGU